AUGCAGAAUAAUACCUCUGUGGACUUUUUCUACAUUAAGGCAUUUUUCAGUGAUCAAGAAGAUAAUCCAUUCAUUACCAGUGUAUUUUUCUUCAUAUACCUUAUUGGACUUCUGGCGAAUUCUGCUAUUAUCAUAGCAAUAUGUUCAAAUCCUCACUUACACUCUGCUUUGUAUCUAUUUCUCUGUAAUUUGUCUUUUGUAGAUAUCUGUUAUACAACAGUCACUGUCCCUAACCUGCUGGCAAUGUUAAUAUCCAGUAAUAACAAAAUCUACUUUCCACAAUGCUUUACUCAGAUGUUUUUCCUUUUAUUUGUGGCCAGCAAUGAGGAUAUGCUAUUGACUGCUAUGGCAUAUGACCGAUUUGUUGCUAUUUGUAAACCCUUACACUACCACCAUAUUUUGUGUAGGGAAAACUGUAUUCUACUCAUGACUGGAAUAUUGGUGGCAUCAUGUUUGAAUGCAUUAUUAUUUAUAUCAUCAGCUUUAAACAUGUCCUUCUGUUAUUCUAAUACAAUUCACAAAUUCUUCUGUGAUCCAAAAGCUCUUGCAGAGAUCUCCUGCAGAGGUACAGAGCUAUUUUAUAUAGUGGUGGUUUUAGAAAUUUGUAUUCUAGGGUUUGGUCCAUUUCUGUGUAGUGUGAUGUCUUAUGCAAAAAUUAUCUCUAUUAUCUUGCGCAUGAAAACGAAUGAUGGAAGAAGAAAAGCCUUCUCAACCUGCUCAUCCCACCUCAUUGUCAUCACCAUGUACUAUGGAACAGCUGCAUCAGUGUACAUAAAGCCUCCAUCGAACCACACUGAUGUGUUAGACCUGGUUUUUACAGUACUGUUUGCCACUGUGACCCCCGUUCUAAACCCCUUGAUAUACAGUCUACAAAAUAAAGACAUAAAAAGUGCAAUAAAGAGGUUAUUUAGGGUUAUUUGA
Messenger RNA from Pseudophryne corroboree (corroboree frog), 921 nucleotides. Its product is annotated as olfactory receptor 5V1-like. Bases 1 to 921 code for a protein of 306 amino acids. Gene Ontology annotation, biological process: G protein-coupled receptor signaling pathway. The record is from RefSeq and is a predicted model, not a curated record. NCBI's taxonomy places the organism in Eukaryota, Metazoa, Chordata, Amphibia, Anura, Myobatrachidae. The transcript has a single exon. Gene Ontology annotation, molecular function: odorant binding; G protein-coupled receptor activity; olfactory receptor activity. Gene Ontology annotation, cellular component: membrane.